Messenger RNA from Culex pipiens pallens (northern house mosquito), 3047 nucleotides. It is a transcript of the gene oys, whose product is annotated as lysophospholipid acyltransferase 6. Lineage: Eukaryota; Metazoa; Arthropoda; Insecta; Diptera; Culicidae. The coding region runs from base 378 to 2417 and encodes 679 amino acids. Gene Ontology annotation, cellular component: membrane. The record is from RefSeq and is a predicted model, not a curated record. The transcript is spliced from 5 exons. Gene Ontology annotation, molecular function: acyltransferase activity. Gene Ontology annotation, biological process: lipid modification.
CGCGCUCGAGUUUCAGUUCGAGAGAACCUUCCAAACGGGUCGGAUCGGAUCGGUGUCCGCGUCGUUGUCGUCGUCGGUUCCUGUCCCUUUUCGCGCGAGGGUGUGAGCUUAGAAGUUAAGUGAUCGAAAAGUGUCCCCAAAUUGGGAGUCUGCUGAAGGGCAGCAGAGAUUCGCCCAGCCCCCGGAACACGGUUCCAGACGGGGUUGUGUGUCAGUGCCAAAAAGGAAGAGAAGCAAAACAUUCCCCCCUCCCCCCUUGGAGCAAGUGUCCAGAGCGGAGGAGGAGGAGGAGGUAGAGACGGCGGCAGGGCCCCACCCCGCCCUUUUGGAUUAUAGAUUGCUACGAGUGAACCGGAACAAUUCCCCGUGCUGGAACCAUGGAGCAGCAAAUCGAGAACAUUGUGGGCUCGAACGCCUACUACGAUGGGAGCCGAGUUUUUGCUUGGCUCGCGAAUCUGUGCGGAUUAUCCGUUGAUUUGGUCAACUUUCUCAUCACGCAGUUUCUGGCGCUGAUCCUCGCGUCCGUGUUCCGUUCCUAUCUGCACCCGUCGAAGGUGACGGCCAGCACGCGGCACGCCAUCGGGCUCGUCAUCGGGCUGUUCUUCGGGUACUUUUGCUUCGGCCAGCAGGCCAUCCACAUCGCAGGGCUGCCCGCCGUCUGCUAUGUCGUCAUACGCACGCAGAACCCGCAGAUCGUGCAACGGCUGGUCAUGGUGGUCGCGCUGGCCUACCUGUCGUGCAUCCACCUGCACCGCCAGUACUACGACUACGGCUCGUACUCGCUGGACAUCACCGGCCCGCUGAUGAUCAUCACGCAGAAGGUGACCAGCCUGGCGUUCAGCAUCCACGACGGCUUCACGCGCGACAUCAAGGACCUGACGGCGAGCCAGCAGCAGCACGCCAUCCAGAAGCUGCCAUCGGCACUGGAGUUCUUCUCGUACACGCUGCACUUCCAGGGCCUGAUGGCCGGGCCGCUCAUCUUCUACAAGGACUACAUCGACUUUAUCGAGGGCUAUCACAUCCUGAAGCAGACGGCCGCGACCAACCAGGCAAAGUACGAAAUCGAGAAGAAGAUUGUGCACGAACCGUCGCCGGUGAAGGCGGUCGUCAGGAAGGUGAUUGCCAGCUUGGUUUGCGCGUUGAUCUUUAUCAAGUUUGCCACCAUCUAUCCCAUAAAGGCGAUGAAAGACGAUGGCUUUAUCGGCGAGUCCGGCUUCAUGUACUCGUUCUGGUACAUGAUGAUGGCCACGACGGCCGUCCGCUUCAAGUACUAUUUUGCGUGGCUGAUGGCCGACGCCAUCUGCAACUGUUCGGGCUUUGGGUUCAACGGGUACGAGCGGGACGGCGUCACGCCCCGUUGGGACAUGGUCUCGAACAUUGACGUGUGGGCGUUCGAGUUUGGCACCAACUUCCGGAACUGCAUCAACGCGUGGAACACGGGCACGAACCGGUGGCUCCGGAUGGUGGUGUUUGAGCGCGUUCCGAAGCGGUUCGGCACGGUGCUGACGUUCAGCUUGAGCGCCCUGUGGCACGGAUUUUACCCGGGAUACUACAUCACGUUCGCGACCGGGGCAUUCAUCGUGAUGGCGGGACGGGUCGCCCGGAGGUUGUUCCGCGACCGCUUCCAGCGCACGCCCUUCAGCCGGGCCUCGUACGACGUUCUGACCUGUCUCGUGACGCGUGUUUUUAUGGGUUACACCACAUUUCCAUUCGUUUUACUCGAGUUUAAGGCUAGUCUUCGUAUGUACCUGAAUGUUUUUAUGUGCCUUCAUCUAGUCGCUGCGAUCACUGUAUUUAUUUUAACGAAAUUUGUACCACGUGACGGCGAACGGGCACGCAAGGGGGUGCGUUCGUCCAACGAGGCCACCGCCGACGUCGCCGCCGGGUCACCGCCGGAAGGCUGCUCGACUGCGGACAAGAACGGAAUGACCACCAACGGUAACGCCCUCACCACCACCGCCACCUCCGCCCCGCUCGUCAACGGAAAGGACCACCCGAAACGCGAACCCAUCGCCGCAGCAGCUACCACAACCGUAACCAGUAAGACUGACAGGGAAAGUGAUAAUCUAUCCAAUCUAAUCAAGGAAAAGAUCGAACAAGAAACGCGCAACAUCAAGGAACAGAUCGACAAAACCGUCACCGGCUUCGUCGAGCUCAAGGAUGACCUCAUGCGGAUGAACGAAAACAACGAGAUAUUCAUCUCGGCCGAGUCGCUGCGCAAACGGCAAACGGCGGCGACGAAAGCGGCCGAGGCCCACCACAACGGUUCGUCGGACCACCACAACAACCACCUUCCCUCCCGCCAUCUUCCGGGGGCCGUCGACGGGUUCCUUAAGAAGGAGAUCGACGCCCUGAACGCGUUGUCGACGCAGGUCAACGUACUACCUGCCGUUCUCAGCAAUGGCCAUGCCAAAUAAUAUUCUUCCACCCGGACGGCGCUGAAGAAACUUUGAGCGGCUGGCGGCUCCCAGAGCCGCGCCCGAUUUUUUGUGCGAUCAGAGGAAAUUUUUCCUCUCUUCCUUUUUAUUACAGAACAAACAAAAUAUUGAAAGAAAAAAAAAACAAUUUGAACACACUGCAGCUAGUAACGUGCGCGCACACAACUAGAAACAAAAAAGGGCGCAAGCACAAUAUACAUAUUUGCAGAAAAGAAAGAAAAAAACUAACAACUAAGAUUAUAAUGAUAAUGAUAAAAACAAAAAGAAACUAGAUAUUUCCAAGCAUUACAAUUAAAAGUAAAAAUUACUACAAAGCAAAAAGUAACUAAGAAGCACACACAACCAGAAACUUACACAAAAAGGAUUUAAAAAAGGCCCAGUAAAGGCAACUGCAUGUGAAGUGAAAGUGGUGCGAAGAUUGUCAGUAAACUGCCCCCCAGAAGGGGGGUCCUCGUGGCCAGGGUUUAGAGAGCGCAAGCAUAGGAGUUAAGAGAGAGACAGCAAGUAAACAACACACAAACUAUUGUUAGAAAGGAAAAAGUGGAAACUAAAGAAAAAAAACUAAUAAAACAAAAUCGUGACCAGCGAAAUGAUGUGUGCGUAACGAGA